AUGGCAGCCUCAACCCCCAAGAUCGCCAUCAUCGGUGCCGGCCCAACAUCCCUCACCCUCGCCGCCAUCCUCCACCGCAACAACAUCCCCUACACCAUCUACGAAGCCGCACCGGUCCUCAGACACCAAGGUGGCACGCUCGAUCUGCACCCUCAGUCCGGCCAGCAGGCCCUACGCGAAGCCGGCCUUUGGGACCAGUUUGUCAAGUAUGCAAGGCCCGAAAGCGAUUGUAUGAAGCUGGUCGACCUGGAUAGUGGGGAAGUGUUCUGGGAUGAGAACGCGGGCGAUGGACAGUCCGGAAAGGAGACGGAAAGAGGCGUCGAGGACUCGUUGAAAGGACGCCCAGAAAUCGAUCGGGAGUGGCUGAUGAAGAUCACCUAUGGGGCGCUGCCGGCGGGGAGCGUGAAAUGGGAGACGAAGUUGAAGGAGGUAUCGCCAAACUCAUCCGAUCCGAAGAAACACGACCUGCACUUCGCAGAUGGGUCGAAGGAAGAGGGCUUUGACCUCGUCAUCGGAGGCGACGGCGCGUGGUCGAAAGUGCGGAACCUUCUCACCGAUGUAAAACCACAGUACUCCGGCAUAUCGGCCGUCGAGCUCUGGCACAACGACGUGCAGAGCGAGCCGUGGCUGUUGAACUACGUCGGCGCAGGAUCCUGCUUUUCGUUUGCGGAAGGCAGCGCAAUCCUCUCGCAGCGACAGGGCGACGGGAGCCUGCGCACGUACGCGUGUCUUCGCGUACCCGAGACAUUCAUCGCUGACUGCGGCAUCGACUGGGAGAGCGAGGACACCGCGCGCACGCAGUUCAUUGAGCGCUACUUCAAUCACGUAUCGCCGGAUCUGCAGCGCCUGCUCGCUUUGUCAAAAGACAAGCUAACGCCCCGCGCCCUCUAUGAACUGCCGAUCGGGUUUUCGUACCCUCACCUCGAGGGCGUCACAUUGAUUGGGGAUGCUGCACACGUCAUGACGCCGUUCGCGGGUGUGGGCGUGAAUGUUGGUAUGACGGAUGCGCUAGUGCUGGCUAGGGAGCUCAUUGAGAGUUGUAAAGGGGAUAAGAGCUUGGACGACGCGGUCAAAGCAUACGAGGAAGAGAUGUGGCCGCGAGCGAAGAAGUACAUGGAGAAGACGGCAAAAGGGAAGGAGAGGCAUUUUCGGGCGGGAGGGUCGAAGGAGAUGGCGGAUAUGUUGAAAGCGUUCCAUGCGGGGCAGACGCCGGAGUAA
Molecule: messenger RNA, 1218 nt
Organism: Didymosphaeria variabile
Lineage: Eukaryota; Fungi; Ascomycota; Dothideomycetes; Pleosporales; Didymosphaeriaceae
Exons: 1
Coding region: 1-1218 (405 amino acids)
Molecular function (GO): FAD binding
Source: RefSeq, a predicted model, not a curated record